Doryrhamphus excisus (bluestripe pipefish) is the source of this 4521-nucleotide messenger RNA. It is a transcript of the gene tmem59, whose product is annotated as transmembrane protein 59. The record is from RefSeq and is a predicted model, not a curated record. Gene Ontology annotation, biological process: positive regulation of autophagy. Gene Ontology annotation, cellular component: lysosome; late endosome. NCBI's taxonomy places the organism in Eukaryota, Metazoa, Chordata, Actinopteri, Syngnathiformes, Syngnathidae.
GCGAGGACUUUACCAAGGAGGAAGAAAGAGUUGAACUGGACGGUGUUGUUUUGUUUGGCACUUCGCAGACAAAAUGAGGACAUUGUCCUAUUUCUUCGGUGUUUUGGGGUUGUUUCUCCCUCUGACGAGCGUAUGGGCCUCCCCAGACGUGUUUGACAGCGUGUUGGGAAGCACGGCGUCCUGCCAUCGGUCGUGUGAGAUGACAUACACUUUACAUACGUACCCGCGGGAGGAGGAACUCUAUGCUUGUCAGCGAGGCUGCCGACUCUUCUCCAUUUGCCAGUUUGUUCGUGACAGCAAAGAUUUGAAUCGCACUAAAUCCGACUGUGAAUCAACCUGCCACGAAGCCUACAAACAAGCUAAUGAGCAGUAUGCAUGCAAACUGGGCUGCCAGAGUCAGCUUCCUUUUGCUGAGCAACGCUAUGAACAGCUGGAAGCCAUGGUGCCGAGGAUUCACCUGCUGUACCCGCUGACAUUAGUCCGAGGCUUUUGGGACGACAUGAUGAAUCAGGCGCACAGCUUCAUCACCUCCACGUGGACGUUCUACCUCCAGGCGGAUGACGGCAAAGUGGUCAUUUUCCAGACUGAGCCUCAAAUCAACUUCUUCCAGUUUGAAGUGGAAGAAGAAGAGGAACAUCAACCUCAGAAGACAAACUCUGUGUUGAGCAGCCCCGUCUACAAGGACUACCAGCGCACUCUCAUCCAGGAGCGGGAUCGGGACAUGAGCGCCGAUGACAGCUACAACCUCUUCAGUUGUCUCUCAAGGAACCCUUGGCUGCCGGGAUGGAUUCUCACCACCACUUUGGUCUUGUCGGUGCUGGUCCUCAUUUGGAUAUGCUGUGCCACCAUGGCCACCGCUGUGGACCAGCAUGUGACAGCUGAGAAAUUGAGCAUCUACGGUGACGGGGAGUUCAUCACGGAGCAGAAACUGAUUCCCCACCUGCCGUCCUCGCUGCUCAUUAUUACCCCAAAAGGGCUGGAAGCAGAAAAGGAGGGGGCGGGGCCUCUCCCUCCCAAGGUGAACCUUAGUCAAUCUGACAUCUAAAAGCUACUUUUUUGCCAUCAUGACUUAAUCCCUACGCUGUCCUGUGAUAUAUACAUAAAAAACUACUUGAGGAAACAUUUUUUAUGAUUGCUUUGCAAAUGAAGCGUGGGACACAAUGGAGGCUUUGCACUUCUACAUUAGCUCAAAAGUAAUAGUUUUACGGGUGCUUUUUCCUCUAAUUGUUAUAACUUAUUUUAUUGAAAAUGUGAAUGGAUAAUGCCGACCCCUUCUGGUAUGGUACAAUGUGGUAGCAGCUUCCUUUACCCGUCAUCAGAUUUAACAAUAAAAUGCUUUUAAAUUCAAAAUGGACAAUGGGUAUUUCAGUACAUCAAGAUUUAUAAAAUAGCUUUAUUUCUACAACAUUAAAGAAAAGAUACACCCCUGCCUGAAAGCCAAGCAUUACAAUAGAAGACGUUAGACAUAUUUGUCUAACAAGUCCAUGUCUGCUGCCGUCACCACUGAUACACGUUUUGGCGGCGGGCUGGUCUUUGAGCCGCCCCAUCUUUCCGGCAAGCGUUUCCUUUUGGACGUCCUGACUUGAUGGUUGGCUGAGGAAGAUAAGUCGGCGUCUGGGGGGACGCCUCCUGUUGAAGGUUUGUAGAAGUGCAGGUGUUGCUCCUUCUCCAAGGUGGUGGCUGCAGCUGCGGGUUUCUCGCCUGACGAGGCUGCGUUCAGCACCUCUCGGAUGAACUUCUGCCUACCGACUAAAAGUUCAGUUUGAGUGUUAAGAAUUCUGUAGAGUUUUUCAACGCACUUUUUUUUAUUGGUCCGCGGCUUAUGCUAAAAACAAAGAAUAAAUUCAAAAUAUUAAAGGGGAUCUUUUUGUGUGUGUGCUGUGCUCCAAGAAGCUAGUUUAUGCUAUAGGGGCGGAGGCCUAACCAGAAUACAGUAUUGAGAACGGCACAAAUGACAAAUUCAAUUUUUUUGUUAUUUGUAGAGCCAAAGAUGUCCAAUUGCAAAUAUUAAACUGAUAAUAAACUGAUUUAAAAAAAUAUUACAAAUAAAAUUAUCAAUAUUAAUGUAAUAAUAAUAUUAAAAAAAAUACUUAAUGAUUCUUAAUUUGCCCAGAGUUCACAUUUCAGAGAGUGAAAAACUUACAGAAGCGAAGUGCCGAUAUUCUGGAUUCUUCCAGUUUUUUCUGUUUGGGCAUUUGCGCUCCAUUGGUUUCCCACUGGUUCACCACCUGAUAAUUUGAAGCACUUUUUGGUUUUUACAGAAGCCACACAUUAAACAGGACAACAUAUGUUUAAAAAAUCACCUGUUCUGCCCAUCCUUGUGUUUUACAUGUGGAGUGAUCGAACGCUUCCAGUGGUUUCUCGGAGUAAAUUAAUCCCAGCAUCUCCCAUAUUGUCGAUUUUAAUCUCGUUCCAAACUGCAAAGUUAAACAAAAAGUUGAAUCACAAGUUGAACACAAUGAUAAUCAACCAGCCAGCCUCACCUUCAUACUGGUCCUGGAGGCAUCAAGGUUUUGUAGCUUGGGGAGACAUUUAAGAUACCUGAGAGCGCUCUCUGAGAUGGGAUUGUCUGCAUUGGAAGGAAAAAGACUUUUAAUCUGAGAUACUCCACUAAAUAAUACAGUACUACUGCCUGUAGUGCUAUUGGUGAGAUGUUAUUGCAGUUUGAUAUGACAUCAUAAUAAGAUGUCAACUAACCUGACAUAUCCAGGUACUGAAGACUGUCCAGUCCUUUCCUCUUCAUCCUGACCGGUGCCGUCAGUCUUUGCAGGCCCACGUCUGACAGGCCGUUAGCGCCGAUGCAGAGCUGGAUCAGGCAGCUAAACAGGAGAAGAAGAGUUUUUACAUUGAGGACGUUGAACCUGACGGUGGUGUGUUCUUCACCUUGCCAGCGAGCUGGAUGUCAGGUGCAGGAAGAUCUCGUGGUUGUCUCCGAGUCUGCAGCCAAACAAGUCUAAACUUUUCAAACUGUGGAAGGUUUUGAUGUCAUCCAUCCUCUCGCUCAGUAAAGGAAACCUGCAGGGAACCGUGGAGAUAAGAUGCGGUGGUAAACUCCAGCCAGUCAAAGGACAGAGUAAACGUGUAUUUCAUAACAUGUACUGUACAUGCUUUGUUUAAACCAGGACAUUCAACUGGUGGCCUGCAGGGUCAAACAGACCAUGAAUGACAUCAGAUCAGCCCUCCAGUCCCAAGUGGGGUCUGUGUGCAGGAGUGGGGGAUGCAUGGAUUCAGGUCUGAGGUCUGAAGGGGUACGCGACCGUGCAAGGUUUGGGAACCAAUGGUCAACUUCACAGGAGGACUCUGCUGUUUUUAAGAUUCUACUUCAAUCCUCUUUGCUGUAUUAGUGGUUGUGGUUGAACCCCGCCUCUAGCCCAAAGACAGCUGGGAUAGGCUCCAGCACCCCCCACGACCCUCGUGAGGAUGGGCGGUAGAAAAUGAACGACUGAAAAAGAGGGCAUUGAAACCAACCUAUUCCUGAGGCAGAGAGAUCCCAGCACCAUGUCUCCAUAGGCAUCACUGAAGAGCUGCAGGGCUUUAGGAGAAAGGUCCGGGUUCAAAAAGACCCGGUUCUCCUCGGCGGCUGUAAAAAGCCUGUCCCCUAUCUGCUCGGGGAAGCCCACCAGGGAGUCCACAUGGUGGACGUUGUCAGCUAUGAAGAGGAGGGCGAUGUCGAAGAGAGACUUGCUGCUGUAUCUCAGGCUGCCCUCUGCGUUGUAGGUGAAGACAAAGUGCUCCUUCCUUUGCACAAACGGGUUGGUCCUCCUGCACGACGAGGUCGGCUUGGGUGGUGCGAGUACAAUGUCACUGACACGACGUAGCUUGCCUCUUUCCCGUACGUAAAUGACGUCGCUGUCCAUGUUGGAGGCCAUUAAUUCAACUCACCGAAACAUUUUCACGCUUUUGCGUCAAGCCACCUAAUUAAUGCGUUCAUUACAACAGCCCUCAUGUAGAAGCCUUGAUGAAAUCAUCAGCAAAGUCAUUGGUGUCUUUGAAAUACGGCCAUGCAUUGAAGUUAUUCGUUAUUUAUGUUGUUUUUGUCCGAAAUUCGAGGUCCAAAUGUUGAGCCAACAUUACAAGUUGACCGACUAGCAUGUUUAGCUUGUUUGUGUCACAAUAAAAGUCCAUAGUAAAAGACACAAUUGUUUUUUCAUCACCAAACAUUCGCACGGCAUUAAAAACAAUAAAUGUUACUUAUAAAAUAUCUCUGAAUAUAUAAUGACUAUAAUGUAACAAAAUAAAGGGGACAUUUGGGGUAAUAAUCCAUUCAAGCCAAUUACUUUGAAAGAGCUGAAAAGGAAGCUGUCAUGUUUACACGGCUCCUCUUCCUGAUCCUGCUUCCGUCAACGUAGCUAAAGCAAACUCGACAUUAUUUUUGCAAGAUUGUUUGGAAAAUUGUACAUUGUGUGUAUUGUUGCGGCCAAAUCUGUAUGUUAAGUUGACUUAGACUUCAGAAUAUUGUUGUAUUCUUUAAAAAAAGUAUUGUAGCGUCAGUGUUUCCCGCAUGAAGACGUGCUAGCUAGG